Messenger RNA from Indicator indicator, 2520 nucleotides. RefSeq names its product FtsJ RNA 2'-O-methyltransferase 3 (gene FTSJ3). The transcript has 21 exons. NCBI's taxonomy places the organism in Eukaryota, Metazoa, Chordata, Aves, Piciformes, Indicatoridae. The record is from RefSeq and is a predicted model, not a curated record. Gene Ontology annotation, cellular component: preribosome, large subunit precursor; nucleolus; nucleus. The coding region runs from base 1 to 2520 and encodes 839 amino acids. Gene Ontology annotation, molecular function: rRNA (uridine-2'-O-ribose)-methyltransferase activity; rRNA (guanine) methyltransferase activity. Gene Ontology annotation, biological process: rRNA methylation; maturation of LSU-rRNA from tricistronic rRNA transcript (SSU-rRNA, 5.8S rRNA, LSU-rRNA); maturation of 5.8S rRNA from tricistronic rRNA transcript (SSU-rRNA, 5.8S rRNA, LSU-rRNA).
AUGGGCAAGAAAAGUAAAUUGGGAAAGAGCCGCAGGGACAAGUUCUACCACCUGGCGAAGGAGACAGGCUUUCGCUCCCGCUCCUCCUUCAAGCUUCUCCAGCUCAACAGGAAGUUCCAGUUCCUGCAGAAGGCUCGGGCACUGCUGGACCUCUGUGCAGCCCCUGGGGGCUGGCUGCAAGUGGCUUCCAAAUUCAUGCCAGUUUCCAGCUUGAUCGUUGGGGUUGACCUGGUCCCCAUCAAGCCCAUUCCCAACGUGGUGACACUGCAGGAGGACAUCACCACUGAGAAGUGUCGCCAGGCCCUGCGCAAGGAGCUGCAGACCUGGAAGGUGGAUGUGGUGCUGAAUGAUGGAGCACCCAACGUGGGAGCCAGCUGGGUGCAUGAUGCCUAUUCCCAGGCCAACCUGACCCUGAUGGCCCUGAAGCUGGCCUGUGAAUUCCUGUGCAAAGGAGGCUGGUUCAUCACCAAGGUGUUCCGUUCCCGGGACUAUCAGCCACUCCUCUGGAUCUUCCAGCAGCUCUUCCAGAAGGUCCAAGCCACCAAGCCCCAGGCCUCCCGCAAUGAGUCUGCUGAGAUCUUCGUGGUGUGCCAGGGUUACCAGGCUCCAGACAAAAUUGACAGCAAAUUCUUUGACCCAAAAUAUGCCUUCAAGGAGGUGGAGGUUCAGGCUAAGUCUGUCAGUGAGCUGAUCAGCAAGAAGAAACCCAAGGCAGAAGGCUAUGCAGAUGGUGACACAACCCUCUACCACCGCUUCACCCUGAUGGACUUCCUCAAGGCUCCCAACCCUGUGGACUUCCUCUCCAAGGCCAACGAGAUCACGCUGGGGGACGGCGAGCUGGAGAACCACAGCUGCACCAGCGAGGAGCUGCGGCAGUGCUGCAAGGACAUCCGCGUGCUGGGGCGCAAAGAGCUCAGAGCCCUGCUGAACUGGAGGACCAAGCUGCGGCGUUUCUUGGCCAAGAAGCUGAAGGAGCAGGCGAAGGAGCUGGAUAUCAACCUGAGCUCAGGUGAAGAGGAGGAAGGCAGAGAGGAUGAGGAGAAGAAGGAGAAGAAGGCAUCACCGAAAGCUGCAGCCGAUGAGGAGGAGAAAGAGGAAGAGGAGGAGGUAGAGCUGGCCUUGGCAGAGAUGAAGGCCAAGGAACUGGCAGAAUUAAAGAGAAAGAAGAAGAAGAUCCUGAAGGAGCAGCGGAAGCAGCGCGAGCGUGUGGAGCUGAAGAUGGACCUCCCUGGUGUCUCCAUUGCUGAUGAUGGUGACACCAGCAUGUUCUCCCUCCGCACCAUCCAGAGGACCCCGCUGCUGAACGAGGUGACCAGGGGGGACAUGGCAUCAGCUGAUGCCCUGCUGGAGAUGGGACCUGGAGAAGAUGACAUUUACAUCUCAGAUCAUGAAAAAGAGGAGGAUGAUGUGUCCCUGGCCAGUGAGCUGGACCCAGAGGAGCUGGUGGAGAUAGAGGCUCGACAGCGCCGGCUGGAGCGGGAGAGGCGAGAGCAGGGGGCAAAGAGAGGGAAGUUCAAGCAGAAGGAAGAGAAGGAGGAAGAAGAGAAAGAAGAGAAUCCCCUGCUGGUGCCCCUGGAGGAGAAGUCAGUGCUGGAGGAGCGGCAGGCCAGCAUGUGGUUUGGGAAGGAUGCCUUUGCUGGCAUUGAGGACGAUGCAGAUGAGGACCUGGAGCUGGGGCAGUCCCAGCUGCUGGCUGAGAAACAGCGAGAGUCUCAGAGAGACAAAGCCAGAAGGAAAGUGCAGAAGAAGGUACCCCAGGAGGAAGGUCCAGCUGAGCCCCCACCCGCCGCAGACACCAAACCCAGCCCUGCUGAUGCGCAGGAGGAGCAGAGCAGUGAUGAUGACAGCAGCAGCAGUGAUGAGGAGAGGCCACUGAUCCCAGCGGGGACGAAGCGAGGCCGUGUGGAGCCCUGCGGCUUCGAGGUGGUGCCCAUUGUGGACCCAGUGAAGAGGGCUCGUGUCCUGGAUGCAGAGGGCCUGGCGCUUGGCUCCGUCAUCGCCACCUCCAAAAAGGCCAGGAGGGACCUGAUCGAUGACUCCUUCAACAGGUACUCCUACAACGAGGAGGAGGGGGAGCUGCCAGAGUGGUUCAGGGAGGAGGAGAAGCGGCACCGGUGCAAGCAGGUGCCGGUGGACAAGCAGACGGUGGAGGCCUACCGGCAGCGCUGGCGCGAGAUCAACGCCCGCCCCAUCAAGAAGGUGGCAGAGGCCAAGGCCCGCAAGAAGAGGAGGAUGCUGAAGAAGAUGGAGCAGAUGAAGAAGAAGGCAGAGUCGGUGGUGAACACGGUGGACAUCUCCGAGAGGGAGAAGGUGGCUCAGCUGCGGCGCAUCUACAAGAAGGCUGGGCUGGCCAAGGAGAAGCGGCAGGUGACCUACCUGGUGGCCAAGAAGGGGGUGGGACCCCGAGUGCGCCGCCCCCCCGGCGUCAAGGGGCAGUUCAAGGUGGUGGACAGCCGCCUGAAGAAGGACGUCAGGGCGCAGCAGCGCAAGGAGCAGCACAGGAGGAAACGCCACAAGUGA